AUGCAUGCUCUCUUCCUGUCCAUGCGGGUCGCAUGUAUGAUGUCGCGCGCGUUGCCUCCAGGAGCCCUCAACACUUGGGGCAACAUAGUUGGUGUCGUUUCUUCAUGGAUCGCAAUGGGCUUAGCCUACACCAAGCAGCUAUCUAGCAUCCGCCAUCACGUCGACAUCGCCGUGCUGACAGCUCUGGCCUUUUGUGCUGCGCAGGCUACAGAACUGGUGGUGAACGGAUCUUUAUUGGUACAUCCUGCCCUGAUCGGUUCCAUGACGUCGGACGAUCUGGAGGUGCUUGCUUUCUUGCAGGGGGUGCUGGCGGUCAUACGAUACGGGAGGAAGGACCAUUUGUCGCAGCCAGUGGACCCGCAGGAGUGCAACGUGAACGCGCUUGCGUUUGGCAUCCUGGUGGUCGGCUUCUACGUCGUCGAGGAUGUGGCCACCGCCUACCUAGCGAUCGCUCACCACGAGCCACACUUCGCGUCGGUGGCCCACCUUCUGCACUUCGUAAUCCUCGCCGACUUCGGUUUCUACGUCAUCGCCUCCGCGUUUUGCCCAGAGAACAAAGGGCGCAUCACCGUGCUCGGCAAUUUUGGAGGAUCUCUGCUCUCCGAGACUGUCUGA
Messenger RNA from Prorocentrum cordatum, 615 nucleotides. The record is from the annotation of a GenBank genome assembly. Lineage: Eukaryota; Dinophyceae; Prorocentrales; Prorocentraceae.